UUCCCAACUCUGCUUGUCACUUGACAGUGGGAAUUUCGUCUGCUCUACGAAAGUUUAUAAAUACACCGUCAAUUAAAUACAUAUACAUACACUAAUAUUUUGUUAUUUCUUACUGGCUAUUUGUGUAUACAAGAGACUAUUUAAAUAUAAAACAAAACACAAAUGAAUAGUUUAAAAAACACUGCUCAAAAGUUAAACACAACAUUUUCAACAUAAUAAAUCAAAUUUUCAGGCUUGUAUUCUUUUCUGUAAACAAAUCGUGCUUCCGAAAUAAACAAAAACAUUAAUUUAAAAAAAUUUUUUAUAAAUAAAAAAAAAUUACACUAAUAUUAAACAGUAAAAAUAAUUGAAAUAAAAAUAUUUAACUAAAUUUAAACUUAAAAUUUCCGUUUUCAUAAGAAUUAUUAUAUUAACUUAUUAUUUCUAUCCAAAUUUUAAGUUAUAAAUAUAGAUUUUAAUGACUAAUUUUCUGUUUGUUAUAACUUGAUUUUUUUCUCUCAACUUUUAAAUAGAAAAGUAUGUACUAUUUUAACACGUUUGAAUUGCUUCCGGCUUUAGGCUCCCGGUUAAUUAAUUCAUAAACACGAUUCAAUUUAAAUGAAAACUGAACUCUCACAUUAAACAAAACUAGACAGAGAGGUCAGGAAACUAAUGUUUAUACCUCUUGGUUUAACAUCAAUAAAAUCAUUUUUGAUUUAAUUUUUUAAGUUAAAAAUUUCUGCCAUUUAAAAUAAUGAAGAAAUAUAAAUAUAUUUUGUUUAUUUAUUGUUUAAACUUUAUUGAUGUAUUUCAAUUAUUUUGCGAUGCUGCAUCUGCACAUUUACAUCAUCACAGAGAAUCAUUUGAGAAAGAAAGAACUGAAGAUGGUGCAUUUAGUCCAAGAAGCAAUAAUCAUUAUGUAAAUGGUGAACAUCAUCAAGAAUUUGAUCAUGAAGCUAUUUUGGGAAGUGUUAAAACAGCUGAAGAAUUUGACAAAUUACCAAAAGAAGAAUCUAAAAGAAGAUUAGAAAUACUUUUGACUAAAAUGGAUCGUAAUAAGGACAAAUUUAUUGAACGAAAUGAAUUGAAGGCAUGGAUUCUCCGAUCUUUCAGUAUGUUGUCAACGGAGGAGUCACAAGAUCGAUUUGAAGAUGCAGAUGCAAAUGAAGAUGGAAAAAUAAGUUGGGAUGAGAUUCUUCAGGACACUUAUGGUUCUGAUUCUGAAGAUUUAGCUAUCGAUGAUAAAUUAGUUAGUGAUGAUAAAACUACAUUUGAAACAGCUGAUUCUAAUGGUGAUGGGUUCUUAACAGCAGACGAAUUUAAAGCCUACACACAUCCUGAAGAAACACCAAAAAUGUUUCCAUUAUUAUUGAAACAGGCUAUUGACGAUAAAGAUACGAACAAUGAUGGUUACAUUGAUUUUCAAGAGUUUCUUGGAAAUAGAGCGAAAGGUGAAGAUAAAGAAUGGCUUUUAAUUGAAAAGGAAAAAUUUGAUCACGAACAUGAUAAAAAUCGUGAUGGCAGACUAGAUGAUAAAGAAAUUCUUUCCUGGCUUGUACCAAGUAAUGAUGAUAUUGCAACAGAUGAAGUGGAUCAUUUGUUCGCUGCGGCAGAUGAUGAUCAUGAUAAUCGUUUGUCAUACGAAGAAAUAUUAGAUCAUCAUGAUACAUUUGUUGGAAGCGAAGCAACUGACUAUGGCGAUCACUUACAAGACAUCCAUCGCUUUGAAGAUGAACUUUGAAAAUAAUUUAAUCAUCGAUUAUAAUUAUAAGUUAUAAAUAUUUUUCAGUAAUUUUAAUGCCUGUGCUGAAACCACUCGAUGCUCUGAUUUGAAAGUUAUUACGCAUAAAAAUUCUCCUUUUGCGUAUAUCUGAACAUGUAGUGAUUUCAACGUAGGUCUUCUAAAAACUGACGAGUUAAAAGCGACGAAAUUAAUCUCCAUCAAUAUUAAAAUAUUAAUUUAAUUAAUUAUAAUAUUUUAUUGUGCUUACAAUUAUUAAAAAAUUGACUGAUUCACUUUUUAUAUUCGCAUUUAUUAUUUAUUACGUCUAUUAACCAAAGUAAUAUUACGAGGAAUUAUUCCUUGAAGCGUGAUUUGGUUUGAAUAAGAGAAUAUCUGUACUGAAUAUAGUAAACUUCUAGCUUAAGAAAACUGUUACCAUUAUUAGUAAUUUGUCCCUGUAAUAUGGACUAAGGUAAUUAGGAGUUUAAUUGGCAAAAGUAUUAAUAAAGCUUUUAAAAUCUGUACAUCUAUAAAUCUUCCAUUGACUCUUAUAUUUUUUUGAGUCGUUUUUUAAAUUAUCACCAAUGUGAUACCGAUGUCUACGAAUUAAAUUUUAGAAUUUUUUAAAAUUUCUAUUAGUCGCCCUACAGUUGAUGCCAAAUUUUACUGUCGCACAAAGAAUUAUAAUAAUUAACUGCAAAUGAAUUGUACCUACAUAUGCUUUGAGAGUUAAGUGGAAAAUUUUGCAAAUGCUAACAAUAAGAAACAUAUGAUCAGAAAUGAAAAUUUAAAUAAUGGAAUAUAAACCUAUUUUAUUUAACAAUUAAAUUAUGCUCUACAAAUUGAAUUUAACAGGAUGUCAAAUUAAUUUUAAUUCCAUAAUUUUUUGAAAAUUAAACAAAAUUUUUAAAAAACAAAGAUAAUGGUAUUUUUUCUUGCCAUAAAAUCAUGUAUUAAUUUUUGGAACUAAAACUAUUAGAAAUUGCAAAAUACUUUACCGCUAUAAAAGAAUGGAUAAAGGAAUUUCUAUUGGAUGAAAGUAAAGAAAGUAUGUACGUGUGAAUGAAGAGGAAGAAAAUUAAGAUGUAAAAUAAGAAUAAAUUAAUGUUAAGAUUCAAAAGUGUAAAAAGAAGUUUGUAAAAACUUGAAAGGUAU
Leptopilina boulardi is the source of this 2857-nucleotide messenger RNA. RefSeq names its product reticulocalbin-2. Gene Ontology annotation, molecular function: calcium ion binding. The record is from RefSeq and is a predicted model, not a curated record. Gene Ontology annotation, cellular component: endoplasmic reticulum. The transcript has 4 exons. Lineage: Eukaryota; Metazoa; Arthropoda; Insecta; Hymenoptera; Figitidae. The coding region runs from base 734 to 1720 and encodes 328 amino acids.